This is a messenger RNA of Racocetra persica, 304 nucleotides long. NCBI's taxonomy places the organism in Eukaryota, Fungi, Glomeromycota, Glomeromycetes, Diversisporales, Gigasporaceae. The record is from the annotation of a GenBank genome assembly.
AUUCGACCUACCAAGUCCUGAACAAUCCACUCACCUGCUUGUUACACUAACUUCUUCUUCUUCACCUAGCUACGUUUCAAGUUACCUCGGCCCGAUCUCUACAAAUAAAGAACUACGGUCAGAGAUAGAUGCAUUCAAUAAAAGAGUUAAACAUUUGGAAACAGAACUAAAGCUCUUUAAAAAUCCUGAUACCAGUUCUUUGCGGCUGGUGUUUAAGUAUCCUUCACACCAUCAUUCGAAGCAGACGGCAGAUCUGGAGGCAGAUAGAGAGCAACCCGAAACUCAGCAACCCAAGAAAAAAUGA